AUGCCAUCAAAACAAGGAAUUACAAGUAUUGAACAAAAUCUCACGAUCUGCGUCCGUCUUCGACCGAUGUCAACAGAAGAAAUCAAGAAUAAUGCCCUAAGAACCUGCUACAGACUUAUUUCCUUGGUCGAUCCAGCGGAUGAAGGAGAUGGGGGCCUACGAUCAAAACGAAAUCGUAAUCGCGAGUAUACUUUUGAUCACGCAUUUGACGAAACCUCGACGCAAGUAGGUCAUCAGAAUUCCAGUAGCCACAGCAUACAUUUCUUCUCUUCUCAGGAGGAAGUAUUUCGGCUCACCACGUUCAGUCUGAUUGAACAUGUUGCCAAUGGAUUCAAUGCAACCGUUUUCGCCAGCGGAAGUACAGGUUGCCGAAAACUCCUCCACGACUGGCUUCACCUUUGUGGGGGCUUAUCAGGUUCAGGAAAAACACAUACCAUGGUGGGCACAGAUCGUGAUCCUGGUAUCAUGGUACGAGCUAUGGAUGAGUUGUUCAACUACAUGAUCCAGACUGAGGAGGAAUACACCUACCGUGUUAGUAUGGCUUAUAUGGAGCUAUACAACGAACUUAUUCGGGAUCUUCUCAAUCCAGGACCCGAUUUUCUCGAGUUACGCGAAGACAGCAAGGGGGUCCAAGUGGUUGGCUUGUAUGAGGUGGAACCGACAAAUCGCGAUGAAGUUUUCAAGCUGUUGCAACGAGGCAAUCUCAAUCGGACCACAGAACCGACGGCAGCCAACAUGACAAGUAGUCGAUCCCACGCAAUACUGCAAAUUACUGUCAGGCAAUCCCCACGCACUCCGUCCAUUCAGGAGGAACUACGCAUUGGAAAAUUGUUCCUCAUUGAUUUAGCCGGAUCGGAGCGUGCGUCCAAAACUUUGAACCGUGGAAAAAGAAUGACUGAGGGAGCACACAUCAAUAGGUCCUUACUGGCUCUAGGAAAUUGCAUCAACGCCUUGUCGGACACAAGCAACCGGAAAUUCGUGAACUAUCGCGACAGCAAGCUGACACGACUGUUAAAAGACUCAUUGGCUGGAAACUGUCGUACAGUUAUGAUUGCACACAUCAGUCCGAGCAGUUGGCAAUUUGACGAGACGUGCAACACACUUGUCUACGCCAACCGAGCAAAGAGCAUCAAGACGAAGGUACGGCGGAAUGUGGUCGACGUCGACCGUCACAUUUCCCAGUACACUGAACUGAUAAACGAACUGCACGAAGAAAUCACCCGACUGAAAAUGAAUCUCAACACCGGCCAAACGGAAAAAGAACCGGACCCGCAUACGCUGGAACUAAACCGGUUAAAAGAUGAGCUCCUGGAUGCUUGCCAAGUCCAACUGGACUUGCGGCGUCAGUUGGUUCGAUUGAAAAAUCGCCUGUUGGAAUUGAAUCUUGAGGAAACGCGAUAUAAUGAAUGGGACUCAUCAAAAGCUUCUUCAGUCACUGCUUCAAGUGCCACAGAAUCACAGACAAAUCUUGAUGGUAUCCGAGAUGCAAGCUACGCGCACCACUACCCCAUAAUCCAUAGUUAUCAGUUCAUGGGUCAAGCCCGAGAAGCCCUGCGGCAGGAACGUCGACGACUGGAGGAAGCCUACGAGCAAAUUGAGAAGGACCACGAAAUCGCAGCGGAUAACGUCAAAAGGAUGCAAAAAUCCCUGCUUGCUCAGUCAAUGCGCAGCGAAGAACGCGAAAUUAUUGACCUGCUAUGCAGAUUGCACGAACUAGAACUGGAAAGAGCGGAUCUGGAUGCUCAGUACGCGCUCAGUGGAACGGAACUGAAACGGCGUGAAUUUCUCCUAAAUCAGCUACGUGUGGAUAGUCGUCUGUCGGAAGCGAUAAUUCGUUACCAGGCCGACUUGCUGGCACACAAUAAUGUGGAGACUCCCAAAGAACUUCUGCAACUGUUGGAGUUGUACGCACAACAGACAAAUCUGGGAGCGCAGCGAAGAGUGAGUGUCGGUGGCUCGGUAUCCGAUGUUCGAUUUGCUGGUAUCCAACUAACAAACGGCGACUCUUCAAAGGUCUCAAAUUCCCUAUCAUGCAUCCCUUUUGAGACCGCCAUGGAAGGUCAUCGUUACCAGCGGACAACUAAUUGGUUGAAGACCGGAGCAGGCCGCCGAGCUUCGUUGUCAGAUGGCCUUUCGACGCUUGGCAUUGAUCGCUCGAGUAAUGUUCUCCAUCCACUGGGUAGCCACAUGGAAAACAGUCAAUCUGAACGCGUCACACCGUCAAAGAAACAAAUAAACUUUUUUAGUCAAACACAAAAGAUCAGUCCAAAUGCUACGGACACUGAGACAUCCACUGCACAAUCGCAUAAUGAGUUGCCCUCUACAGUCCAGAACGAAGAAGACGGAGUCAAACACUCGGAAUCCAGUAGUCUGGAAAAUAUGCGACCAACAAACAUUGAAUUAGGUGAAAACCUUAGUGGAGUGAAGGAUACAAGAACCAUUUCGCUUGUAGCUCAACAAAGACGAGAACAACGCUUGAAAGUUGUGAAACAAAAACAGCGGAGGAGCCACUCCGUAGCCAUCAACCAGGACGUAGAUGAGCAAUCAGACACCGGUGAAAAUGUUGAAAUAUCUCUCCUCCAUUCACCAGUCUACCUAAGACUAUCUCCACCACCAGCGGAGGGGCAGGGAAAACGCAGUGACCCUCAUCUGUUGGUCGAGGCUCAGAAAUACCAGUCACGUCGUUCGAUUGGGCGCAGGAGAGAUGACCAGUCGUAUUCAGAAGCAAAUUCCAUCGAACAACGAGCUAUACCAAUUGGAAAGCGAUCACCCAGUCAAUCUGAGCAACCCAGCAUCAGCACGGGGGAUAUCGGAUACGACUGGAGUCAAGGUCCACUAACUAGACCGAUCAAAGUGGUUCCACUAGAAGUGAAAAAUCAAAAAAGAGUGCUUGCUCAGACCAAGAUGACGCGACCACGCAAUGAAACAUACAGAUCCGAAAUUCCCCGUCCACGAAGCAAUUCCAGAAAGUCGAAACCCAGUCCUCCCUUGAAAGGCAAUGAAAUCCCAGUUCCAGUAAUUCAAGCUCCCCAGAUAGCCAAGAUACACGAACAAACAACCGACGGUAUUCCGAACUCCCCUCAAAACCGGAGAACUUCCAUGGGUCCAGCAGCUUCGAGAAAAUCGAACCAUGAAGGAGCCUGGCAACAGAAGACUGCAGUGGACCGCAGAUACAAUCGAACUGUAAGAAACUGAUGCGCAUACAAUCAACAGCUACAUCAAGUCCAUCUCCCUGGAACUCACCAUGACAAUCCAG
This is a messenger RNA of Opisthorchis viverrini, 3256 nucleotides long. RefSeq lists its product as hypothetical. Gene Ontology annotation, biological process: microtubule-based movement. Gene Ontology annotation, molecular function: microtubule motor activity; ATP binding; microtubule binding. Bases 1 to 3195 code for a protein of 1064 amino acids. The record is from RefSeq and is a predicted model, not a curated record. NCBI's taxonomy places the organism in Eukaryota, Metazoa, Platyhelminthes, Trematoda, Opisthorchiida, Opisthorchiidae. The transcript is spliced from 17 exons.